Amoebophrya sp. A120 is the source of this 7097-nucleotide messenger RNA. The record is from the annotation of a GenBank genome assembly. NCBI's taxonomy places the organism in Eukaryota, Dinophyceae, Syndiniales, Amoebophryaceae.
CGGUACUAAGCGUAAGAAUUGUAUAGACGCCAAGUAGACUACAUCAUCCCUGUUACUACUUCGGAAAAACAAAACCAAAUCGGACUCACUUCGCCAUGGUUCGCACGGGUCACUUUUUCUCGGACUCUCUGUCCAAAGAGAAAGCUACGCGUGGGCCGUGCUUCAGCUACCGGCAGGUGUCCAUGUGUCACCCCUUGAAAGCGUCGAAGGGCGAGACCGCCGGCUUCGGCAACUACGCGGGCGCGACGUUCCACGCCGUGGAGCUGCCGUCGCAGCUCGCCUUCGAGUACGCAUUGCAAAUAUGUCUGGGUCUGCUGGAAGACUGCAACGAGAGCGAACUCGUCAUGCUGUCUCUGGAUUCUAAAAAAAUCUGUAUUGCAUUACCAGCAGAAGGAGUCCAGUUCGUGCUACGCGGGGAGUGCAUUUGCCAUGCGGAUUACGCAUCAGAAAGCCCUCUCAAGAUCUGUGAUGCUAGGCGAUGCAUUACAGGCAUCGUGGUUCAUGCAAAAUAUGCAUGACAAACCUAGCAAUCUUCCAGACCCAGACAUAUUUGCAUUUGAUAUCGAGAUCCACCCGACGGAAAACGACACGUGGCUGCCCCAGGCCAAUCUGCCCCCGAAGAAGACCCGCAAGCGCGUAUCCCGUGGAAAAACAUCCCCACCCCAUAGUUGUCAUGCAAUUCUGCAUGCCAAGAAAGUUUCUCAUGCGGAGCUCUAUGAGAAGCAUUUUCUAUUUCUUUUCGUGUUUUGGAAUUUGUGAUGCUAGGAUAAGCAUGCUAUGCUAGUUCAGUGAUGCUUCUGCACUAGCUAAACAGGAUUACACUACGAGGACAAACUUGUCAUGCCAAACAACGAAAGCUAGUUGAUUUGUCUAGCAGAUUUCCCAGCUUGACUCUGGUGUGGGGACGUUUUUAAUCAGGAUAGCGCGUGUCGCGCUACAGCACGAAGGCGGUUCCCACCAAGCUGGACCCCAGUUCUAUCGCAAGAAAAAAGUGCUACAGUUACACAUUGUGAUGCAAGACCGGCAACAGAGACAACCUUUCUCAUGCAGGAAAUGCUCGGGAGCCUCGUUUCCUUCCUGUUUUCCCUAAUGACCUUUGCAUUACAAGUUUUGCCUGCCACACAGAGAAAAUUUGUGAUGCAGAAGCUCCAACGAAUGUGUAACUGUAACACUUUUUUCUCGCGAUAAGUUCGGUGGAACGCAUGCUGGCGUUCUGCGCCGGGAAGGUCGCGCGGGGCGAGGACAAGGAGGAAGUGUACCACGUGCACAUCACGAAGGAGAACGCGGUGGUGUGGGGCGCGGGCCCGACGCAGUCGCCGACGCUGGUGCAACUAAUCACGGGGCUGGUCGGGAAGCAGAAGCAGAAAUUGUUGAAGUUGCGCGACGUGAUUUCGAAUUCCAAGGUAUCCAAAAAAAAAAUGUUAACAGUAACACUUUCACUAGUUAAAAUCUCAAUGCAUUUUUUGACGAAAAAAAAUCACUUUUUGCAUUCGAAUUGUAUUCAAUAAUUUUUGCUACUAUGCAUAUCAACCCACGGACAACUAGCUAAAUGAUGUAGCUUAUGUUUUGAGCUAGCUAGGCUAGGGUCUCGGAGUCCGUCCUGCUUCGGUCCGAAAAGUGGUAUACUCGACCCGACCUUCACGAGACCAGAAUGUCCUAGUCGCUCCCUCGGCCCCAUCUGGGGCCGAGGGCACGCCCAGAGCCGGAUGUUCGCGGAGCUGCUCCUCCACAGCCCGGAUCUUCGCACCUUCACGUCCGCCGCGCCGGCAGACCUCAGCCUAGCUAGCUCUCAACAAUAGCAUAUCAAUCUAGCUAGUUGUCCGUGGGUUUUAUUUCGAGUAGCUACAUCAAUAGUGUAUUUUUUGGCAUGUAAAAUGAAAAAAAAGCAAACAAAAUCAUGACAAAAAUUUGAAUAGUGAAAAUGUUAAUGUUAACAUUUUUUUUUGGAUACAAGGCCCAGGACGAGGAACGGUCGCCGUUCUACACGCGGGACUCCAGUCUUUCGUUCAAAUUUCUGUCCCGCACGCUGCAGUUCCUGCGCGCCAUCCUGUUGAAGGACAUGGAGGAGCUCGGGAAGAUGCUGUCCAAGAUAUCGAAAGGAAAAAAUCCCCCUCCCCAUAUCAAAACAGAAAUCUGUGAUGCAGAUUUGUGGUCACAAAUCAGGUCGUUUGUGAUGCUAGAAGGCAAAAGAUGCGGACUGUAGUGCCACCUAGCGUGGGAAAGUAUUUUUGCAUCUCCAGCAUGACACGAGGCAACUGGAAGUGGGAAACAGCAUGACAAAUUGCCUGCAAUUCAGAUCACAGCCGCGUCUCUUAGCCUUCUAGCAAUGCAAGUCGAUUUGUGUACUCAAAUACAGCAUCACAAAUUUCGUUCCCGAUAUGGGGAGGGGUGAUUUUUCUUUUCGAUACAAGAAGCAGCUCGAGAUGGACCAGUGCGGCGAGUACUACGAGGGGUUCCAGAACUGCCUCGACUGGUUCAGAGCCCAUUUGGUGCAGUCGACGAAGGUAUCCUGUGCAAAAGUAUCGUACUCGUAUUGCAAUCAUGCAUUACAAAUUACCUUGUUAAGUCAAAUCCGCAUUACAAAUUUUAUUUCUCAUGCUGAUGAAAUAGAAAUUUGUCAUGCAUUUAUACGAGUACGAUACUUUUGCAAUUCAUAGAAGGGUCACUCCCUCUUCGACCUGCCGAACACCUACCGCUUCCCCGCCAUCCACUGCAUCGACGUGGCGCACCGCUGCGUCAACUACCGCUUUGAGUGCUUGAUCCCGAAUCAGGAGUGCGUCGGUGUCCAGGUCUUGCACUUCGACCGGAAACUGAUGGUCAGCAAGAUUUAUCAAAUGCAAAAAUGAUGUCUGGGUCUGGAAACUUGUGAUGCAUGUCAGUGAACAGAAAGCGCCUUGUAAUGCACCGCCAAGCAUGACAGAUUUUGAUUUUCUCGUGGCUCUCUGUUGCGUAUUCCGCAUGAGAAACAUCGUUUUUGCAUGACGGACAAGAGGAGGUCUUCGUGGCCACGCAAUACAGAGUUCAGAGUCAUGCCAAACUAGCAUGAGAAGUCUCGAAAUCUUCCAGACCCAGACAUUUUUGCAAUCCAUAAGAUUCAGACGAUCUACCACAAGCUCCCCCAGCAGAUCGUCCAGAUGCCGCUCACGACGCACAGCUCCGAAGACGGAUUCUACCCGCCUGGGGAACAAGAUCACCAGCGCCGCGCGCGCCGGGUCAGCACGUCCGCGAAAGAAGAGGCUCCUUUACCUGGGGCCGUUGCAGAAAGCGAGGCGCAGCCUGCAGAAGAAGAGCAAGCCGAUGAAAUCGACGAUGUGAACAAACUGGACGACACGGAGCGGCUAUCCAGGAAAAAACACCCAUCCAAAUCCAAUUUGUCAUGCAAAAUAUACAUAGAAUCCUGGGCUUGUCAUGCAAAAAAUGGAUGUGGAUGGGUUUUUUUCUGUGGAUAGCGGCCGAUCCUUCUCUACUUCGAGGAUGCCGACCUGCCUAUGGCGAAGACCACCGAGACCUUUCUCCAACUCGCGGACGCCAAGCAGAAACUCGGGCAGCUCGACGUGUACAAAAUGUCGGCGGGGACCAGACUCGAGCCGGAGGAGAUCGUCGCGCUGAAGACGAGACUGGAAAACUUCAGCGCCAGCAUCCUCUGCGUGAUGAACACGAGCAACAAGCUACCAAAUGCAAAAAUGUCUGGGUCUGGAAGAUUUUUAGAUUUGUCAUGCACGUUUUGCAUGAGCCAUGACGUCUGUGAUGCAUCCCGUAGCAUCACAGACUUUUCGAGGGGUUCUUGAUGCCGAAUUCGCAUGACAAAUGCCCUAUCCGCGUAGCAAAAAUCGCAUUCCCUUUGCUACUCAUGCAAUACAAAUUUAUUUUUUUGGCAUCCAAAUUCAGCAUCACAAGGUGCAUUCUUUCAGACCCAGACACUUUUGCAUUUGAUACAAGCCCCUCGUGAGCCAUUUCGAGGAGGACAUCGUCGCGAACUGCUUCCUAUGAAUUGCACAAGUAUCGCAUUCGUAUAAAUGCAUUACAAAUUUCCUCAGCAAUAAAAUUUGUAAUGCAGAUUUGCCUCAAGACAAGGAUUUGCAUUUGUAGUGCAAGACUUGCAUUUAUACGAACACGAUACUUUUGCACAGGAUACUUCCCGGAGUUUUUCCAACACUACUACAACUUUUGUAGUAAGAACCUGUUCCAGGACUACAAUGACACAGGAGCCGACGCCAGCAGCUCGACCAUGCUUCCGCUCGCGGAUUCCAUCUACCCGGGCUUGGUGGUCUGCAAGCUGAGCACGGAAUUGGACCUGUAUCCUGGGUAAAAACGUCCCCACCCCAGAGUUGUCAUGCAAAAACGCAUGCUCAAGCUCAGCAUGUUUCUCAUGCGGGGCCCCAAACAUGACAGGUAUUUUCUAGUCGCGUUUUGGAAUUUGAAAUGCUCCAAUCAGCAUGGUAGACUAGAUUUGUGAUGCUUCUGAACGAGGUAAACAGGAUUACAGUACGAGGCUGAACUUGUCAUGCGCAACGCCCUAAGCUUGUAGAGUUGUCUAGCAGAUUUCCCAUCUUGACUAGUAUGGGGUGGGGACGUUUUUACCUAGGAUAACUUGAACACGAAAUUCAUGGUGGAUGUGGAAAGUGAGAUGAAAACGCAAGUCCAGGACUUCUGGGACGCGAACGUCGAAACCUCGUGGACCGCUUUGCACUUGACUACAGCUGCAGAAGCUGCUGCCCCUGCUAGUACAACCGGAGAACAAGCGGAGGCUCUUGCCCCAGCAGAGCAAGAAGCUGCGGAAGCAAAUGCAAAUGGCAACGAGACCACAACUUCUCCACAAGUAGACGGAGAGGGUCUAUUGUCAACAACCUCGCUCCUGGACAACAUCCCCAAGCCACGCAUGGUGCUUUCCGCGGUGAAGAGCCUCUCUCUGCCCGGAGAGUCCAAAAUCUUCACCUCCGGUGAGGAGCUGGCCGCGUUCCUGUUCGCGCAACACAAGUCCGCGGCGAAAACGGGGGAGGAUCUGGAAACCUUCAUCCCCGCAGAGUACUGCCUUCAGCAGGAGAUCACCGGCGGCAAGUAUCUCUACGCGGACGUGAUGUGCAAGAAGCAACAGGCGAUGUUCGGGGUGAGCAAAGUUUUCGAGGUCGUGAACUUGUACGAGCGGAUCGACAUUCCGAACACGUCUGCCGCCGCCAGCGCGUGCCAACUGCUGAAAUCCAUCGACGGCAGUAGCUCCGAUAUCCUGUGCAAAAGUAUCGCACUCGUAUUAAUCGCAAUCACGCAUGACAGAUAUUGUUUCUUAGCAAAAUCUGCAUUACAAAUUCCAUUUUUCCUCUUGGAAGAAUUUGUAUUGCGAUUUAUACUAGUGCGAUACUUUUGCAAUGCAUAUCCGAGUUCGAAAACUACAAAAAGGAGCUGCAGUUCUUCCUAGACCAAAACUCCAUGUUUCUCUUCCCGCUGAAACUCCCGAACGACGGGCAGUGCUUCGCGCUGGUAUCCAAGAAAAUAACGCUGUUAGUGUAAAUUUGUGAUGCGCAACAUGCAAAAAGAUUGCGUCUGUCAUGCUUGGCAUGCAUUGUAGGGCCCAUUGCAGGGCUUUUUCGCAUAAUAUCUGCGCAUGACAGGUUUUUGCUGUCAUGCCAGACAGAUUUGUGAUGCUGUUCCUCCAAAAGAGUUACACCUACACCGUUUUUUUCUUGGAUAGCUGGAGUGCCGCGUUGACUACGACAGGCCGGCAGGAGGAUCGGCGACGGAGUCGUGGCCAAAUGUGUUUCUGGAACGACUGAAGCCGUUCUGCUUUCACUCCUUCUCCGAUUUUUCCGGCAUGCUGGGUGGAGCUAGCGCAGAAGCAGAGCCCACUUCUCCUGAGGAUGCCGCGUCAUCAAAAGCGAGUCAGCUGGUCGUGCUCGCGAGCGCCCCGACUGGGAACGAGGAGCAAGACACCAGCCUGACCACUUUGACCUGCCAACUGGUGUACGACCUGUGGCAGAAGCGGAACAACCAACAGGCUGAGGCUGGUGCGGAAGUAGCUGGAACAAAUGGCGCUACUUCUGCGCAACAGGUGGACGAAGACGCCAUGCUGGAGAACGAAAUCACGUUCCAGUCGGGGGGAAUGAACUUCGCGAUGCAAACGGAGGAAGAAAUCAUGCGGGAGCUCGUUAGUAUCCCGGGCAAAAGUAUCGCACUCGUAGUAAUUGCAGUUAUGCGUCACAAAUCUUUUUUUUUAAGGCAAGCCUGCAGUGCAAAUUUAAUUUGUAAUGCUGAGCAAAUUUGUAUUGCAAUUUAUACUAGUGCGAUACUUUUGCAGUUCAUAGUUAUGAAAAUGAAGCAGAGCAUCGACGAGUUCGAUGUGGAGAAGGAUACUGAGCCGAUCCAAUUCAACGCUACCACCGCGGUCCGGCUGCGCAGCAUCGUGCCAAAAAGCGGCGGGAAGCGGGCGCUUGUGUGGGAAAUGGCUGCGAUGUGAGUGAGAGUUCCUGUCUGUGCCAUGACCAUGAACAAAAAGUGCUAUAUGUACACUACGAACAAAACAACUUUGCUUCAGUUGUCCAAACAAAUCUUCAAGUGCAUUUUGUGCGAGAACAUGAGUAUCUGAUUUUUACUUUUCCAAACUUCAUCCAAAUUUUUCUCAUUAGUUUUCUUUUUCAAAUAUAUUACUUCCAAACACGAGAGUCUGUACAUUUGUUCGACAGUAAGUGUAAGUACUUGUAUUUUCAAUCAGUUUCCAUUUAUCAAAGCCUCGCUUUCAAGCCAACAUCAACAUCAACAUCAACAUUUCAAAAUUUUUCAUUUCACCAAAUCUUUCGUACACAUUCAGUACGUACCCCGUAGCGAAAGUUUUCCUCGCGUUAUGCGCGUAACCCGCCACGAUGCCUUACAUUAACAUUAUCUUCUAUUCUAAUCUUGUGUCUUUUUAUCUUGCGGAGGAUCCUGAAUGGUACACGCGACGCUGUAGCAACGUGCCAAUCAAUAAUUUCGCUCGACAAGAGGAAGCACAUGGUUGGAGUCUACCCCAAGUUUUAACCCACGCAACCCAACUACGUACCCCGUAGCUCGGAAGAAAUGCAAACCGUGCAUGCCAACGAGUUGUAUGAUAUUCCACACAAUUCUUCUCG